AUGUCUGCCGUCAAUCGCAGCUUGCGCACAGCCUCCAAGCAGCUGCGUGUCCAGCCCAGGAGCUUGCUGCGACCAGCCUGCACCCCCUCCGUAGUCGCUCGCGCUGCCGCCUCCGUCAGCAUCUCCGCGACUCCAUCAUCACGAACUAACUUUUCCACGUCAGCCCUCAGAGCCUCUGCAGCACCCGCCAUGGCUUCCGCUCCCCGCGAGUACGAUCCUGAGAUCAAGGACAUUGCCGACUACGUCGCGAACAAAACCAUCGACUCUGAGCUUGCUUUCGACACCGCUCGAUGGAUUCUUUUGGAUACCCUGGGCUGUGGUCUCGAGGGACUGCGCUUCAAGGAGUGCUCUAAGCUUCUUGGGCCCAUUGUCCCCGGCACCAUCGUUCCCAAUGGACCCAAGGUCCCAGGAACUCCCUUCCAGCUCGACCCAGUCAACGCAGCUUUUAACAUUGGCGCCAUGAUCCGAUGGCUUGACUUCAAUGACUGCUGGCUUGCCGCCGAGUGGGGCCACCCCUCAGACAACCUGGGUGCUAUCUUGGCCGUCGCCGACUGGGUCAACCGAACCAACAAGGCCGGUGGUAACCUCGCUGGUGGCAAGAUCUUCAACAUCAAGGAUGUGCUUGAGGCCAUGAUCAAGGCCCACGAGAUUCAGGGUUGCCUGGCCCUCCUCAACUCCUACAACCGUGUUGGUCUCGAUCACGUCGUCCUCGUCAAGGUUGCCAGCACUGCUGUUGUCUCCAAGAUGCUUGGCCUCGGUGAGAAGCAGAUUGCCGAUGCUGUCACCCAGGCCUGGGUUGACGGCCAGAGCUUGCGGACAUACCGUCACUCUCCCAACACCAUGUCGCGAAAGUCAUGGGCCGCAGGUGAUGCUUGCCAGCGUGCUGUCAACCUGGCCCUCAAGGUCCUGAAGGGCGAGCAAGGUGUCCCAACUGUCCUGUCUGCCCCUACCUGGGGUUUCUACGAUGUCCUGUUCAAGGGAAAGAAGUUUGAGUUCCAGCGCCCCUACGGCAGCUACGUCAUGGAGAACGUUCUCUUCAAGGUGUCCUACCCUGCCGAGUUCCACUCCCAAACCGCCGUUGAAGCCUCAGAGAAGAUCCACCAUUUGCUCAAGAGCCAGGGUAAAUCUGCCGCUGAUAUCAAGGCCAUCACCUGUCGAACACACGAGGCUUGCAUCCGCAUCAUCGACAAGCAGUUCAAGCCCAUGGACAACUUUGCCGACCGUGACCACUGCAUUCAGUACAUGUGCGCCACCAUGCUGGUCUUCGGUCGCCUGGAAGCUACCGACUACACCGAUGGUGGCGAGGCUGCCACGUCGGAGCUCGUCGAGUCUCUGCGCCAGAAGAUCAAGUGCGUCGAGGACCCCCAGUACACCAAGGACUACCAUGACCCCGCCCUGCGCACAAUCUCCAAUGCUCUCACUGUUGAGCUCAAUGACGGUACAAUCCUCGAUGAGGUUGCUGUUGAGGCUCCUCUGGGCCACCGCCUGCGCCGCGAGGAGGCCAAGCCUGUCAUCUUGGAGAAGUACAAGCGUCACUUGGCCCCCCAUCUGCCUGAGGCCAGAGUGAAGGAGCUCGUCGAGCUUGGAUUGGACGGCAAGAAGCUCGAGAGCAUCUCCGUUGAUGAAUAUGUUGACCUCUACACCGUCAAGGAGAGCAAGUUUGUCCAGUGA
Clonostachys rhizophaga is the source of this 1671-nucleotide messenger RNA. The record is from the annotation of a GenBank genome assembly. NCBI's taxonomy places the organism in Eukaryota, Fungi, Ascomycota, Sordariomycetes, Hypocreales, Bionectriaceae.